CGGGGAUAUUCAGGCGUUAUUUUCUUGUCGUCGUAUUUAAUCUUCUAUCUGUUACUCACCCAGGUAAGAAUAAUGAGAAAGAGACUUGUCAGAAAGACAUUUGACAUGAUCCAGGAUCUUUCUGAAAGUGAUGACAAAGAGGAUUACAAAAAAUUCUGGGAGAAUUUUGGGAAGUUUUUGAAGUUAGGAUGCAUUGAAGACACUGGAAAUCACAAGAGGAUAACGCCAUUGUUGAGAUUUUUCUCUUCCAAGAGCGAGGAAGGGUUGGUCAGCUUGGAUGACUAUGUUGAGAACAUGGGUGAGAACCAGAAUGCUAUCUAUUACUUGGCAACUGAUAGUUUAAAAAGUGCCAAGUCUGCUCCUUUCUUGGAGAAAUUGGUCCAGAAGGAUAUAGAGGUGCUAUGUUUAAUUGAGCCAAUUGACGAAGUUGCCAUCCAGAAUCUACAGACUUACAAGGAAAAGAAAUUUGUUGACAUCAGCAAGGAAGAUUUGGAGCUUGGGGACGAGGAUGAGGUUAAAGAAAGGGAAACUGAGCAAGAGUAUAAUCUUCUUUGCGACUGGAUAAAGCAACAGCUUGGUGAUCAGGUUGCAAAAGUGCAAGUGUCAAAGCGUUUAAGCUCAUCACCAUGUGUGCUUGUUUCUGGAAAGUUCGGAUGGUCUGCAAAUAUGGAAAGAUUGAUGAGAGCACAGACACUUGGAGACACUUCAAGCCUCGAGUUCAUGAGGGGAAGGAGAAUACUGGAGAUCAAUCCUGGUCACCCAAUUGUCAAAGAUCUGAAUGUAAGAUUUUAUGCUUUUGUUUGAAGGGCAGAUGUAGAUGAUG
Molecule: messenger RNA, 823 nt
Organism: Olea europaea var. sylvestris
Lineage: Eukaryota; Viridiplantae; Streptophyta; Magnoliopsida; Lamiales; Oleaceae
Product: heat shock protein 90-5, chloroplastic-like
Exons: 5
Biological process (GO): cellular response to heat; protein stabilization; protein folding
Cellular component (GO): plasma membrane; cytosol; perinuclear region of cytoplasm
Molecular function (GO): ATP binding; ATP hydrolysis activity; ATP-dependent protein folding chaperone
Source: RefSeq, a predicted model, not a curated record